AUGGCGAGAGCAUUGACUAUGACCAAAGCUCGUGCGCAACAUGACACCAUCUCUGUUCCAGUGUUGACAUAUACCGACGCCCUGCCACGGGAUGACCUUCGCGAUAUCACCGACUCCCAGCGACAGAUAAACCAUGUCAAACAACAUCUCCCACAGCCCGCAUCGGCUCAUGAACGGUUAUCGAAAAAGCUGCCAAGUCCAAGCCCCAGUACGAAAUUCGAUUUUCAACUCACAGCGCCACCAGAAGAAGACAUUCCUACGAGCGCGAGAUCCAACCGAAGCCCUGUUGGUAUGCAUUCAAUAGGCGUCGCUUUGGGCAGUCCCGGAUUGGUGGACGCACAGGGAACGCUACCUCCACCGCGGUUCAAUGUAGGAAUGUUUGAUGAGGAAGGGUCCCAACCGCGGAAGUCAAGCAAAUGGAAGAAGAUUGGCGGUUUGUUCAAGGCAAAGAAUGCUUUGACCUCGCCCACGGGUACUCGGACUGGUCCUCAGAAGGAGAUGGGACCAAAAGAUAAACCGAAUAUGAACACCAGGGCGCCACGAAAGAAGGACGAUGUCACCGAGGAAUGGCCAAAGAUCGAGGUCGAGCCCAAAGUUGGGAAUAGUAUCAGCCCGAAGCGAAGCCGGAAAUUUUCUCUCUCGGGUAGAAAGGAUUCCAAGGACAAGGGACUUGGAGGCCUAGGCCUUAUGCUGGAUGUCGACAUUCCCGAUGUGCAGAUGGAACGAUACAGCGUCAUGUUUAGCAAUGUCAUGACCAAAAACCACAAGCCCUCGCUGCUGGCCAGGAGGAGCAAGACGCUGGAUAAUUUGCGCGUACCCAGUGCUCAGGACUUUUUGACUGCAAAGCUACCACCCGUUCCACAACGACGCGCUACCUCGCCGUCGCAUGCACGAUCGAGCUUUACCCUUUUCCCCAGCUCACAACCAUCCAAGGCUGCACAGGCCCUUGCUACACAGAAUUUCUCACGCGGACCAAGCCCCUUGCUAAGAUCCAAUACGCUUCCCGUGGAGAGCCCCAAGCCAGUACCAUCACCACGAGAUCUACCCCGUCCAUUCCAUAAUAAUAAUAGUACUUCCUCGUUUGGAUCACCCGUGAUUCCCAAGCUAUUCUCGGACCGUUCCAAUACCCCGACAUCAACAAACAGUUUUCGCAAGGAAGACAAACCUUUACCAGCUAUCAAGCCCGAGCCGCCGGCCGCUCGGUCGGGAAUAUCCUCACCGCAGAUCCAGAUCCAGGCCCAAGUUCAGGCGCAGAUCCCCCAUCAUCCCAAACGGUCCCAGUCAGACAGAAACAUGAGAACAAUCAACACUGUUCAUCAGCCCGAGAGGAGCAUAACAGAACCAACUCGCCCGGCAAAACCCAGUCUAAAAGUUCAGACGGAGAUGAAAGGACCGCCUACCCCAGCCAAAGACAGAACCACACCGAAGUCGGCACCAGCCCUAUCAACCAAGCUGUCAACAAGGGAGCAAGUGUCCCGCAUCAUGUCACCUGUACUAGUCCAGUCCCCCAUGGAGAUGAAGCCAUUACCACUGAAGGUCCCCAAGCCGGUUGUCACAGAGCGCGAAAUCCGCAGCCCAGUUUCGAAGCCCAAGAAAAAAGGACCAACAAUCCAAGUCUCCACUGCGCGAUCGAUAUCUGUAUCGAAGGGCAAACGACAGAUGCUCGUUCCAAUCGGAGCACGAGUGGAUCAAUUAAGUCCCAAUGAGCGCUUCGUUGACCGAAAAGCCUUGACGGCGAAGGUUAUGGAUGUGCAUCAUGGACAUCGGCAUGGAGUUUCUCAAGAACUUCAGAUUGAGUCGAUGUGA
Molecule: messenger RNA, 1806 nt
Organism: Penicillium verhagenii
Lineage: Eukaryota; Fungi; Ascomycota; Eurotiomycetes; Eurotiales; Aspergillaceae
Exons: 2
Coding region: 1-1806 (601 amino acids)
Source: RefSeq, a predicted model, not a curated record